Messenger RNA from Lolium rigidum, 1050 nucleotides. RefSeq lists its product as uncharacterized. The transcript has 5 exons. The record is from RefSeq and is a predicted model, not a curated record. NCBI's taxonomy places the organism in Eukaryota, Viridiplantae, Streptophyta, Magnoliopsida, Poales, Poaceae. Bases 1 to 1050 code for a protein of 349 amino acids.
AUGGUCACCAUCAGAGGUCUAGCCACCAUAGCGGUAUUCCUCCUGGUCGCACUAUCCACGUCCCACAUUGCCUCCUCCCUUCGCCCCGGCACCCUCGGUGUCUGCCGUGCCAGUGGCUAUCUUCCGGGCAAGGCAGGCCACUGCGAGAAGAGCAAUGAUCCAGAGUGCUGCGAGGACGGUAAGAGGUACCCACAGUACCACUGCUCGCCACCAGUCACCGCGACUACAAAGGCUGUGCUAACACUUAACAGCUUCGAGAAAGGUAAGGAUGGUGGAGGUCCAUCGGAGUGUGAUAACUCCUACCACAGCGACAAGGAACUAGUCGUCGCGCUAUCCACCGGUUGGUUCGAGAACAUGGCACGGUGCGGCCACCGCAUCAAGAUCACCGCUAACGGCAAGUCUGUGUAUGCUAAGGUGGUGGACGAGUGUGACUCCGUGUACGGCUGUGACGAUGAGCACAACUAUGAGCCACCAUGUGCCAACAACAUCGUCGACGCGUCGCCAGCGGUGUGGAAUGCCCUCGGGCUCGAUCAGAAUGUCGGUAUGGAGGAUAUCACCUGGUCACAAGCAUGUGCGGAGAGUGGUCGCGUCAGACGCCGCAACGCUCCACCUGGCCACUGCGAGAAAAGCAAUGAUCCAGACUGUUGUGAGGACGGUAAGAGGUACCCGCAGUACCACUGCUCGCCACCGGUCACCGCGACUACCAAGGCCGUCCUGACGCUCAACAGCUUCGAGAAAGGUAAGGAUGGUGGUGGUCCGUCGGAGUGUGAUAACUCCUAUCAUAGUGACAAAGAACUGGUCGUUGCGCUAUCCACCGGUUGGUUCGAGAACAUGGCACGGUGCGGCCACCGCAUCAAAAUUACCGCCAACGGCAAGUCUGUUUAUGCUAAGGUGGUGGACGAGUGUGACUCCGUGUACGGGUGUGACGACGAGCACAACUAUGAGCCACCAUGUGCCAACAACAUCGUCGACGCCUCGCCAGCGGUGUGGAACGCCCUCGGGCUCGACCAGAAUGUCGGUAUGGAGGAUAUCACCUGGUCGCAAGCGUAA